CCCGUUUUUCUGCCGUGGCAUCGGCGCCGCUAUUGUUAGCCUCUCUGGCGUGGUCCGACGUUUUCGUUCCGUAACUCGUGUUUGAUUAGAAUGUCCAGUCCGACACCACUUGCUAAUGAUGUUACAAUGCAGAACGGCGGGACAGAAUGUCACGAAGCGGAGGAGGAAAAAGAGAAGGAACAACCCGUGGCUGAGGCUGAUAAUUCGUGCUCCAGCGAUGGCCCACCUGCGAAGAAGGCUGCAUUGCAAGGAGCACCAACAGCCUCUUCACUGCCAGAAACAUGGCUGCAAACUGGCGGUUGUAAAAAAAAAAAUAGUGCCUCCACCUUGGGCACCGUCAAACGUGCGGCCUCCUUAAUUUUCCAGGUGAUGGAAGAGUUUCUACAAGUUCAUUUUUGCCGCAGUCUCGCGCUAACGAUGGAUAAGUGUGCCCACAUACUUCCUCGGCCUAGAUGCUCAGAGAGACCUUCCUUGCGCCGAGGUUCUCUCUGUGCAUCUUUUGUUCACAGUUACUCUCGUGUAUUGCGUCGGAGUGUCGUGGGUUUAUAGCUGCAGCCACUGAUUACGCAUCGAGGAAGGUAGCGGAAGAGAACGGACCGACACCAACUUCCACUGUGGGAUGGGGGGUGUGGGACGUGACUUCACGAGCUCACAAGUGCACGUUAAGGUCGGGACAAGCCUAUUGGUACGUAAUAGCAUUCACACAUUGUAUCAGGUAGCGGAAAAAGACGAACAGAAGCAUACGUCCAAAAGUUUGUGCCUGUCCAGUUACAAGUUUUCGUAUGUCCGUCAUUUUCUGUCACCUUCCUCAAUGUGCGGCGAUGCCCAUUACAGGGUGUCUACCAACCUGGAAAACCAUGGAAUUAUCGGGAAAUUGGGCGGGCCUGGAAGAGGCGGGGAAUUUCCACCGCAAUCAACAUUGUUCAGGGAACUUCAGCUUUCGUUUCUCGGAGUGACGGCAAAAGACGCGUCUAUGGCGUGACACAUAUUGCAGGCGACUGAGCAGGCAUGCCAGUACAAAUCUAUACUUGGAAACUAGAGUCUAGGGGAGAGUCUGGGGAUUCAACCCGAAUCACCUUGUCUUAAAACACGCACACCAAGACGAACGUCCCCUCCUUGCCAUUGUUGCAUUCUUAAGUGAACUCUUCCUGCAUAUAGCACCUUUGCCGAAUGGCUUCACAAAGCAAGAGCUCGUCUUUCUAGCUUCUCCUCACUUUCCUAAAUGGACUGUUCCUACGGGCUCUCGACAGCAUAGCAAUUGAGUUCAUUUUAUUUGUACCGCUCGGGUGAGAACAUCUCAAAGUUCAAACUGGAGAAGCCUUCAUAUGAACCAGUGUUUCCACAUAAAAACUGCACUGCAGACACGUCUGUCCCCUUAAAAGUGAGUCCGGGAAUUUUUACAAACUGGACAGUGAAAACCUGGUAACGCCAGGGAAUUUGAAAAGAUCAUUUUGGUAAAAGCCCCAUGUUAUCAACACACUUGUCCCGACCUUGAAGCCAUUAGUUUCACUUUGGUGCAGUUCACCUCUGCUUCGGGCAAGCUUACAAAAAAUAUAACAUCCAAAAAAAAAAAAAAAACGGGUGUAAAUCCGUUUUUGGAGAAAGCAUUUUGAAAGUACUAGGCCACCCUUUAAGCCUUGGUUGUACACUGUAACGCGCUUACCUCGGUGCAACCACUUUGUGACACUGGCGUGUGUUCUGCUCUGCAAAGAGAAAAACCGGGCGGCGUUAACGAACGUGGUUGUUGAGGGCAUUGGUGCGGAAGGGGGGGUGGUUUGAAGCGCCAGUGUGGCAGUGAUCGGCUGGAUUCUAAAGCGCUGCCUUCUCUUGUCUCUUUCUGUUUCUUCUACGAGUUUUUGCAGGUGUCGCCCCCCCCACUUAUUGCGAGCGCCACAGGCACCCCAUCGUCCCAGCAGGGUGUAUCAAACCGUCGCCUUAGUGAUUGGCCGCACUGCUGCCUGCCUGUCUCACGCUCGCUAAGAGUCGCUGGACAUUCACGGGGCACCAUUGGGUUGGACAGCACGCAUUGCGCCUACAUUGAAAGGGCUCCUAGUCUCCCAGCUCUAACUACCGCGCAUGUCGACGGGUCGACAGGGCUGUGAGUUUUGAAAAUUGCCGAGACAUUAACGAGGCGAGCAAAACGGAUGAAGAGACCUCGUAUUUACGAGCGCUGUAACAUUAGUUUACGCUCGUUGCGGCUGGACGCUUUCGGCUGGCUCAGACGGGGCCAGCCAAUGUGCCGCACCUUUGUCCCCAAGCAGUAUGACGGAGCCCGUUGCCCCGAGAAUGUCCAGGGGCUCGGACGUCCAUGUUGCCUUUACCUUGUCCUCCCUCUUCCUUUAAUAGUGACGGACCGACCUGGUGGGCCAUGCAAGGCUGGCGGCACUAGCCCAAGUCACAAGUUUCUCUUUGUUUUUUGUUUUUUUUUUUCCCUCAGCUUUUUUUUUUAACUGAACCAGAGGCUCAGGCUUCUUGUUUUCUUUUUCUUUUUAAAUUCUGGCAUGAUUCUUUUGUGUCUCUUUGAGUGCAAAAUUUUGACAGGUGCAGUUUUUUUUUUCUUUGCUCGAGUUGACUUUUGAACCCCUGUGAGCUACAAUUAAGGCGUUUCUGUGUGUAUUCUUUUCUUGUUGUUCCAGAGGACACCCAUUCGUACCGUGCUCACUAUCUGCAGGUCUUGUCUGGGGAGCCGAUUGAGUUGAGAGGGCGUGCGGGGCGUCUCACGGUGUUGACACGAUGCAAAGGGUUGCAAAUGUGACAAAGCGCAUGACUGGCGAGCUGGCGGUAAUGGCCACCUUCAGCCUGCUCUCUCUUCUCUUUUUUUGGUGCUUUUUCAGGUGUGAUGACGGUUAGGGAGCAUCGCGAAGCUUUCUGGCACUUGCUGCCAACCACUCCUCGUAGCUUAGGUUUUGGGCACAGUCGCUUUGCAAAGUUCUCGGUUACGUCGACGGCCCCAGCGGGAAGGAAGAGGGCAGUCUGCAGCAAGAACAGAUGGGACCCGUGUUGGCGGGACCCGGGGCCCUCAAGGCGUCGCCGCCGCUCAUUGGUUUUGGGCUCAUGAAGCUCUCGCCUGAGCAGCUGGAGAUGGUGACCAAGGCCAAAAAGUAUGCCAUGGAGCAGAGCAUCAAGAGUGUGCUCAUGAAGCAGACCAUCGCCCACCAGCAACAGCAACAGAAGACACUGCAGCGGCAUCAGGCCCUGGUCUUAAUGUGCAGGGUGUACGUGGGCAGCAUCAGCUUUGAGCUGAAGGAGGACACGAUCAAGCAGGCGUUCCGUCCUUUCGGCCCCAUCAAGUCCAUCAAUAUGUCGUGGGACCCCGUGACCCAGAAGCACAAGGGCUUUGCCUUUGUGGAGUACGAGCUCCCCGAGGCGGCCCAGCUGGCCCUGGAGCAGAUGAAUGGUGUGCUCAUCGGCGGCCGCAACAUCAAGGUGGGCCGGCCGAGCAACAUGCCCCAGGCGGCACCCAUCCUCGACCAGAUCAUGGAGGAGGCCAAGACCUACAACCGCAUCUACAUUGCCUCGGUCCACCAGGACCUGACGGAGGCCGACAUCCAGAGCGUGUUCGAAGCAUUCGGCAAGAUCAGGACCUGCAAACUAGUGCCCUCAUCGACCCCUGGCAAGCACAAAGAGUAUGGCUUCAUCGAGUACGAGACCAACGUGGGAGCCAACGAGGCCAUCGCCUCGAUGAACCUCUUUGAUCUCGGAGGGCAGUAUCUUCGCGUUGGACGUGCCAUCACGCCUCCCAAUGCGCUGACGCCCCCGAGUGCCCAGAGCUGCAUGCCGACUGCCGCAGCAGUCGCCGCAGCCGCUGCCACGGCAAAGAUUCAGGCGAUGGAUGCAGUUGCUAAUAAUGCCCUGGCUUUGGGACUCUCGUCUCCUGGAGUGAUCGGUUCUCCGGCCGCGGUCAUUCCUCCUCCGGGGCUGGCCAUCCCGACCAUUGUUCCGCCGGGCCUGGUAGGGGCACCGGGCGUGCUUCCUCAGCCGGUGCUUGCUGCCAACGCGCCUGGGAUAAUCACAGGUGUAACACCAAUGCCACCUGUGGCGGCCAUCAUCCCCCCUCCGGGCAUUGUGACCACUCUGCCCCUUGUGGCAAAACCCCCAACCGACCUCCUGAGCACCUCCUCACUCUCUACCUCGGUGGUUCGGCCCUCGGUUGAAACAGCCCUUGCUCAGGGGGGCUUGGGGCAAGCUGCUCUCAACCAAGCCGCCCUGAGCCAGGCUGCCCUGAGCCAAGCUGCCCUGAACCAAGCUGCUCUGAACCAAGCUGCCCUGAACCAAGCAGCCAUGAACCAGGCAGGUCUGAAUCAGACUGCCCUGAGUCAGGCGAGCCAGGCUCCAACCAACCAGGCAACGCUGAGCCAGGCUGCGACCAAUCAGGCAACUGCAGGGCAGCAGACACCUCAGCAGCAGGAGGAAGACAUGGCUAAAAAGUUGGAGGAGAUGGAACCGCAGACUUUGCAGCAGCAGGAGAAUAUGAUGAUCAAGGGAUCGAACGCGCGUCACAUGUUGAUGCGGAAGUUAAUGCGACGCACGGAGUCGUGCGUGGUGGUGCUCCGCAACAUGGUGGGCGUGGAGGACCUGGACGACGAGCUGGAGUCGGAGGUGACGGACGAGUGUGGCCGCUUCGGCAUGGUCAAGCGGGUCAUCAUCUACCAGGAGCGGCAGUCCGAGGAGGAGAACGCCGAGAUCAUUGUGAAGAUCUUCGUCGAGUUCUCCAAAGCACAAGAAUCGGCCGGCGCAAGGGACGCUCUGAAUGGACGCUUUUUUGGCGGGAGGCUCGUCAAGGCCGAGCUUUACGACCAGACACUGUACGAAGCAAACGACCUGUCUGGAUAAUUGCUGUAGAGAGUGUACAUAUUCUUGUAUAUAUGCAUUUUCAAAUAAAUAAGGAGACAAGUGACAAGUGUCACUCAAA
Molecule: messenger RNA, 4912 nt
Organism: Ixodes scapularis (black-legged tick)
Lineage: Eukaryota; Metazoa; Arthropoda; Arachnida; Ixodida; Ixodidae
Gene: hfp
Product: poly(U)-binding-splicing factor half pint
Exons: 14
Coding region: 2989-4833 (614 amino acids)
Biological process (GO): alternative mRNA splicing, via spliceosome; mRNA splice site recognition; regulation of alternative mRNA splicing, via spliceosome
Cellular component (GO): precatalytic spliceosome; catalytic step 2 spliceosome
Molecular function (GO): RNA binding
Source: RefSeq, a predicted model, not a curated record